AUGUCCAGUCGCGAGGGUGGUAAGAAGAAGUCUCUGAAGCAGCCCAAGAAGCAAACCAAGGAAACGGAUGAGGAAGGUAUAGCUUUCAAACAAAAACAAAAAGAAGAAGAGAAAAAACUGGAAGAGUUAAAAGCAAGAGCUGCUGGGAAGGGACCACUUGCCAGUGAUGGAAUUAAGAAAUCUGGCAAAAAGUAGAAGUUCCUGUGUAGAUAAUAUGGUGAUUCCUGUUGGUUUCUUUCUUGCUU
Molecule: messenger RNA, 245 nt
Organism: Vombatus ursinus (common wombat)
Lineage: Eukaryota; Metazoa; Chordata; Mammalia; Diprotodontia; Vombatidae
Product: translation machinery-associated protein 7-like
Exons: 1
Coding region: 1-195 (64 amino acids)
Source: RefSeq, a predicted model, not a curated record